UGGACACUAUUUGAACUGGAGACUGUUUGAACAGCACAGGCCGACAUCAAAGUCCAGCAGAGGGGAACAGCUGGACAGAAGACAAACAGACAGAACGCAAAUUCCCAUCACUACAGAAAAAGGAUCUGUAUUUCCCCGGGGAUGUUGGUUCUCAAGUUCAUAGCGACGGUCUCUCUCCUGACCUGCCCAGUUCUGGCUGGAGUGAAAGACCUUGACUCACACUUCAGUUUUCAUGACCCAAACACCGGAGAGCCCAGGUCUGUGGAUCCCAGAGGUCUUCCUCUAGGAGGAGAGACCUUAGAUAUGGAGUCAAUCCCUCUGGACUUCCAUCGUGAGAACACUGUAACCAAUGAUUUGACAUUGGAUGGCUUUGAGGAGGAGGACUAUAUCGAUUUUGAUAAGAUUCUGGCUGAAGGCUCGGAUGACUACGACGAAGGUGAUCGGAUCGACGAGCUCCCAACCCCUUCUCCUGACCUUGACCUGUCCACCGAACCCUCCGACCCCAAGGUUCGCCGGGCUAAGCUACUUCGCCUCUUCCAUGGGCGAACGCGUCUCCAGCGAAUCAACGUGGUAAAUUCCCACUUUGGGUUUCGUCUUUAUCGAAGCCUCCGUAAUCACUUGAACCAAAGCGACAACAUCCUGCUGGCUCCUGCCGGGAUCUCCAUCGCCAUGGGGAUGAUGGCGCUGGGUGCUGGUCCGUCGACCCAAGAACAGCUGUACCAAACUCUGGGAUUCGCAGAGUUUGUCAACGCCAGCGUUCACUACGACAACUCGACCGUGCACAAGCUCUUCCGCAAGCUCACUCACCGGCUCUUCAGACGGAAUUUCGGCUACACGCUGCGCUCUGUGAACGACCUGUACGUGAAGAAAAACGUGAACGUGUCCGAGGGUUUCCGGGCUGACGCAAAGACGUACUACUUUGCCGAGCCACAGUCGGUGGAUUUCCGAGAUCCUGCGUUCCUGGUGAAGGCCAAUUGGAGGAUCCAGAAGAUCACCAAAGGCCUGAUUAAAGAGCCACUAAAGAGUGUGGAUCCCAAUAUGGUGGUGAUGCUACUGAACUACCUCUACUUUAAAGGUACAUGGGAACAGAAAUUCCCAAAAGAGCAGACUCAUUAUCGGAACUUUCGCGUGAAUGAGAAAAAGCAGGUGCGCGUGCCAAUGAUGCAGAACAAGGGCAGUUACUUGGCAACCGUCGACCACGAGCUGAACUGCGACAUCCUGCUGUUGUCCUACGUGGGAAACAUUAGCAUGCUCAUCGUUGUCCCGCAGAAAAUCUCGGGCAUGAGAGCUCUCGAACAGGACAUCUCCCCUACCGUCGUCGACAAGUGGCUCAAAAGCAUGACUAACAGGACACGUGAAGUGGUAUUCCCUCGUUUCAAGCUGGAGCAGAACUAUGACAUAAUAGAACAUCUGAAGGAAAUGGGUCUGACCGAGCUGUUCAACCACAAGGGUGACUUUUCCCCCAUGACUUCUGAGGACAUUACCAUCAACUGGUUUAAGCACCAGGGUACUAUCACUGUGAAUGAGGAGGGAACAGAGGCUGCAGCCAUGACUCACAUUGGCUUCAUGCCUCUUUCAACACAGACGCGUUUUGUUGUGGACCGACCCUUCCUCUUCCUCAUUUACGAACAUCGCACAGACUGUCUCGUGUUCAUGGGCCGAGUGGUCGACCCAUCACAAAACUAACCCUGCGCGCGCACACACACACACACACAUGCAGGCACGCACCUACGCGCGCACACACACGUGCACACACACACACACACACACACACCUACUGACUCAUCCUCAAGAGCAACUGAUCUUUCACAAAUAUACACACAAAAAUGUAUAAAAAAAAAAAAAAAAACAACACAUACCAGAUUAAGAGAUGGAAAUCAAUCCGUGUUGAAUGAGUAAACAUGGAAAGAUUGUGUAAUGGAGCUAUUUUUGCUAUGUGGCAAGCUACACCUUUGCGCUAUUAAACAUUUUUAUGUUUUGUAAUCAAGACAUAGAAGAGUAUUUCCAGAUUGUAUUUGUCAUAGAUACUCAGUGUUGUGCAAUUUCUAUUUUCGAAUUAUUAACAAUUAAACUCACAUUCAUCAACGAGA
Chanos chanos (milkfish) is the source of this 2090-nucleotide messenger RNA. RefSeq names its product serpin peptidase inhibitor, clade D (heparin cofactor), member 1 (gene serpind1). The record is from RefSeq and is a predicted model, not a curated record. The transcript has 5 exons. Gene Ontology annotation, biological process: blood coagulation; negative regulation of endopeptidase activity. NCBI's taxonomy places the organism in Eukaryota, Metazoa, Chordata, Actinopteri, Gonorynchiformes, Chanidae. Gene Ontology annotation, molecular function: serine-type endopeptidase inhibitor activity. The coding region runs from base 142 to 1686 and encodes 514 amino acids.